AUGUUGUGUUCUAAGAUAUCGAUAGGCACUAGACAGUCUACGCGCCAUGCAUCUUACAUCGUUAAUGGUAUCAAAGUCCGAGGCCUGAAGAACCCCAAUGAAGAUCUUAAGAACCCGGCGGGGCUGCACUACAACGAGGUGGACCCAGCAAGGCACCAGGCGAAAUUUAAGCAAGCAUUCAAUCUAGAUAAGUACGGGUUGCAGAUUCCCGACGAUAUUCUGCUGCAGUGUUUGACACAUAAGUCAUUUGCCAAUAGCGCAAAGCCAUACAACGAAAAACUGUCGUUGCUGGGCGGCCAAUUGCUCAAGUGGUAUGCAUCGGCGCUGACGGUGCAACAGCCGGGUGCGGCGGGUGUACAGCAGAAGCCGGUGAAUGGGCUGAAUGUUGCGAAUCUGGGGCACGAGCCAUACACGCUGUGGACUGACAGCAAGGUUAUCUCUGAGCACAUGAGGACCAGGGACGUUGACGACCUGAUCUUCUGGAAUAAGCGGGACUCACGCGCGACAGAGAAAUUCAAUGGCCUGCCCAAGGUCCGGACUACCGUGCUGCAGGCUCUAAUUGGUAGCAGUCUGACAUUUAACGGGGAAGAGAAGACAGCCAAGUUCGUGCUGGAAGAACUGAUGGAUAGUAACAAUGCGAACAGCCUGCCAUCAUUAGCCCUUCAGAUGGCCGAACUAAAAGCAUGA
This is a messenger RNA of Eremothecium gossypii ATCC 10895, 687 nucleotides long. It is a transcript of the gene MRPL15, whose product is annotated as mitochondrial 54S ribosomal protein mL57. Bases 1 to 687 code for a protein of 228 amino acids. Lineage: Eukaryota; Fungi; Ascomycota; Saccharomycetes; Saccharomycetales; Saccharomycetaceae. The transcript has a single exon. The record is from RefSeq and is marked provisional. Gene Ontology annotation, biological process: mitochondrial translation; RNA processing. Gene Ontology annotation, molecular function: structural constituent of ribosome; ribonuclease III activity. Gene Ontology annotation, cellular component: mitochondrial large ribosomal subunit.